Molecule: messenger RNA, 1819 nt
Organism: Magallana angulata
Lineage: Eukaryota; Metazoa; Mollusca; Bivalvia; Ostreida; Ostreidae
Product: alpha-L-fucosidase-like
Exons: 8
Coding region: 18-1409 (463 amino acids)
Biological process (GO): glycoside catabolic process; fucose metabolic process
Cellular component (GO): lysosome
Molecular function (GO): alpha-L-fucosidase activity
Source: RefSeq, a predicted model, not a curated record
GGUCACAUGAAUCGAAUAUGGCGCGGAAAAUGGUGUAUCAUGUGUUGCUCGCUUUUCUGUUGUUGACAAUUAUUUCUGUUGUGUCAGUGAGAUAUGAACCAAACUGGGAUUCCCUCGACUCUCGCCCUCUGCCUGCUUGGUACGAUGCCGCAAAGAUAGGGAUCUUCAUACACUGGGGGGUAUUUUCCGUCCCGUCAGUAGAAUCAGAAUGGUUCUGGUGGGAUUGGGAGGGUGCCAAAACCAAAACCGUUGUCGACUUCAUGAAAGCCAACUAUCCUCCGGAUUUCACCUACGCUGAUUUUGCCAAAAAUUUCAAAGCGGAGUUUUUUAAUGCAUCCGAAUGGGCGGACAUUUUUCAAGCCUCUGGGGCGCAAUAUAUUGUUCUAACGAGUAAACAUCACGAGGGAUUCACCAACUGGCCCUCCCGGUACUCAUUCAACUGGAACUCGCAGGAUGUGGGACCUGCCCGGGAUCUUGUCGGAGAGCUAGCGGCAGCCAUCAGAAAUAACACAGACAUGUUCUUUGGACUGUACCACUCUCUGUUUGAAUGGUUCCAUCCCCUGUAUCUACAAGACAAAGCAAACAAAUGGCAGACCCAGAAGUUUGUGGAGAGCAAAACUAUGCCAGAGCUUUACGAGAUAGUGAACCGGUACAAACCAGAUGUGAUCUGGUCGGAUGGUGAUUGGGAAGCACCAGAUACAUACUGGAACUCUACCAACUUCAUCGCCUGGUUAUACAAUGAUAGCCCUGUAAAAGACUCUGUGGUGACCAAUGAUAGGUGGGGUCAGGGGAUCAUGUGCAAGCAUGGAGGAUUUCUGACGUGCUCUGAUAGGUAUAACCCAGGAAAACUACAGAAGAGGAAGUGGGAAAAUGCCAUGACAAUUGAUAAGCAGUCUUGGGGUUACCGUAGAAACACAAAGCUUUCAGAAUUCUUGACGACAGAUGAACUUGUUGGCACUUUGGUGGAGACAGUCAGCUGUGGUGGAAAUAUGCUGGUGAAUGUAGGCCCUACCAGUGAUGGAAAGAUAAUCCCUGUGUUUGAAGAGAGGCUGCGAGAACUGGGUCAGUGGCUCAAGGUCAACUCAGAGGCUAUUUACGGAAGUCAUCCCUGGACUUACCAGAAUGACACUGUGACCCCCAAUGUCUGGUAUACAUCUUUAAAGAUAAGCAUGGAACAAAUGUUGUACGCAAUAUUUCUAGACUGGCCCACCAAUAAAACGGUCCAUCUAGGAGUACCAAAGACAGCAGAGUGGACGACCGUGUAUCUUGUGGGGAGGGAGGAUUUAGGUCCGGUCAACUUUACCACUCUACACCCCCAGGGGGUCGUCUUAGAGGUACCCCAGAUACCUCCACAGGAGUUGCCCUGCCAGUGGGCUUGGACUUUUGUAUUUCAAGGCGUGUUACAGUGAUUGAUCAGCCAAUGAAAAUGCUUGUCGCAGAGCAGCUUGUUGUCCCUUGACUGAUGAGUGUAUUCUUAUAAUAGGUGCUCUAAGAAUCUUUGGUCUGAAGAUAUUUGUGAUAUUCUUUGUGCAAUAACUCUCUGUGUAGCAUGCAUGGGCAAAUUUAUUACAACAAUAAAAUGACUGUUGUAAGUUACAUCAUAGUUACACAAUCAUUUAUAUUAAUAGUCACUUUAAUUUUCAUUUUGAAGCUUAAUUAAUGCAUUGCACAUUAUAACGUCUUUAGAUAUAAAAUAUUUGAACAUAGUUUUCUAAAUGUUAAAAACACUAGUUUUAAAUUAUAUCUGAAGAUCAUGCAUGAUCAAUUGUAAUCUUUCAUUUAAUAUCAAUAUAAAAAUUAUUAAAAGAAGCAAAAAUUU